UAGCUCUGCAGAGAGACGUGUACGCGAGAAACGGAAGUACGUCGCGGCGAGAAAAGCCACGAGAAGCUACGAUACUUACCGUUAUAGACGUCAAGAGUGAAACGAAACAGUGUCUUUGUUGCGGUGAACUACACGGUGUUGAAGAAUGCACGAAGCUCGCAAACAUGAGCGUGACAGAAAGAUGGUCGUGGGCGCAAGAUAAUAAGAUAUGCUUCAACUGCUUACGCAGUCGACAUCGUCGAUUCUCUUGCAAGGAAAAGCGAUGCGGUGUCGACGAGUGCAGAGGUCGUCACCACGAAAUGCUACACGCUGAAAGGGCGUCGCCGACGACACAAGUAAACGGGACAACCGAAGAAACCGCUCUCGUCGCAUCAACAGCGGCGACAUGCGGCUCUGUGUUACUAAAGGUGUGCCCGGUAAUAAUACGCGGUCCGGAGGGUACAGAGAUCGCCACAUACGCGCUUCUUGACGAAGGUUCCACUAUAUCGCUAAUUGACCAACAAUUAGCAGAAGAGAUAGGUGCGAAGGGACCAACGCGUAACCUUCGCAUCCGCUGUGUGUCGGCGACGAACAAUCAUCCGAAUAGCCGCAUCGUGGACCUUACUAUUAGAAGGAAAGGACAAGACGAGUCGCACGCAAUAAAAGCGAGGACAGUGAAGAGCUUAGCCGUCGGGAUGCAAACAGUGAGUACUGAUUGCUUGCGGUUAAGCCACCUAUGUGAUUUGCCGAGGGACGCUUGUUUUAAGAACGCGAAGCCUAAGUUAUUAUUAGGUGCGGACAAUUGGCACCUAAUUAUAUCUCGCAACAUUCGUAUCGGACAACGCAACGAACCGAUCGCGGCGAACACGUUACUCGGUUGGGUGAUACAGGGGACGACGCCAAGAGCUGUAUGCGAAGAUGAAGAAACUGUGCUUCACAUCCGCUCGCCCUACUCACCGGGACCCAACGACGCCGACGACGAGAUUAACGCAUUAUUCAAAAGGCAAGUCAAAAUAGACGAAAAUGACCAGCCAGCACAGAUGUUUUUAUGGCGCGAAGACGACCGCCGUAAUCCACCUCAAGAAUACGUGAUGACGUCGAUGAUAUUCGGCGCGAGAAGUUCGCCCUUUUUAGCUCACAGUGUUCGUGACUACAACGCGCGCGUACACGCCGAUACGCAUCGACUAGCUCUCGACGCCAUCACGAAGAAUCAUUACAUGGACGAUUAUCUCGAUAGCUAUGUUACUUUCGACGACAUGCAGAAAACGACAAAGGAAGUGGUCGAGGUACAUGCAAAUGCCGGUUUUAUUUUAGCGAGUUGGAAUUCGAACAAACUCGAGGCGCUAGGUAACAUACCUAUCGAUAAGCGUGCCACGGAACCGACGGAAGUGGGCAAGACAUCGGAGGCGAAAACUCUCGGGCUGCGAUGGAUAUCUGAGGAAGACGCGUUGUCCUUUAACGUGUCGAUGUGUCGUGUUCCUCAAGAAGUUAAAGAUCUCUAUCGACCGCCGACUAAACGAGAAGCUUUAAGCGCAGUAAUGUCCAUGUUCGACCCGUUAGGUCUGCUCAGUUACGUAACAAUAACGGCAAAGAUCCUGUUACAAGAUCUUUGGAGGAUGAAAACCGUGAGCUGGGACGACGAACUACCAACAUCUUCAGCGGAAGACUUCCAGCAGUGGCUACAUGCCAUACAAAUAACCGCACAGCUUCGUCUCCAGCGCUGUUACGCUCCUACGGGGGGAGUUGUUGAACGACGACUACAUGUGUUUAAGGACGCAAACGAACGAGCGUACGCGAUGGCAGCCUACUGGCGAACCCGAUAUGAAAACGGUUCGACAAGGAUUAAUCUAAUAGAUGCGAAAGCGGAAGUAGCUCCGAUUAAGACGCAAAGGACACCGCGUUUAGAGUUACCGGCCAGUUUGAUAGGGGCUCGUUUUGCCGACGCGAUCCAGACCGAGCAUUUAAUUAAAGCCGAUAAAGUAUGGCUAUGGACAGACUCGCGGACAGUGCUUCAUUGGAUUAGAAACAAUACGUCGCGAUAUAGUCCGUACGUUGCGGGUCGGUUAGGGGAGAUCGCAGAACAAACUACGCGGGAAAGGUUAAGCGCAUACGCAAUGCCCUUCGCAUAUACGGGCAUUCAAUAUUUCGGGCUAUUAACCGUCACCGUCGGCCGGCGUCGCGAAAAAAGAUGGGUCGCAUUGUUUACAUGUUUAACGACUCGGGCGACACAUUUAGAAUUAGUUAAUAGCCUUACGACAGACUCCGCGAUCAUGGCGUUAAGACGAACGGCGGCGCGGCGCGGAUGGUCGAACGUUGUCUACUCCGACAACGGAACAAAUUUUCGAAGAGCGGCGCAGGGACUUGCGGACGAAUACUGGCGAAGGUGGAUCCGCGAGUACUUGCCUACCUUAACAACCAGAGGGGAAUCGAGGAAGAGCGAAGACAAUAGCCCGAGACCGGGCGACCUGGCGCACAUCGGCGACGGCCACCUCCCGCGGAAUAUAUGGCCACGGGGAAUUAUCACGAGGACAUUCCCGGGGCCUGACGGGGUGGUCAGGAACGUCGAGGUGAAGACGAGGGGCGGGCUGCUGAGAAGACCGGUGAAAAAGGUUGCUGUCCUCCCUAGAGAAGAAUCGGCUUCGAUGACUACGCCGGGGGGAGAAUGUAGAGGACAGUUUUAGACCCCCACACAUGGGUAAGCCCCCGCGCCGAUGCGGGGAAUGAAGUAGCGAGAAGGGUGUGCAUUAGGAAGAAAAAACGUCGUGUGAUUGUCAUGGGACCCCGCCCAUGGAGACGGAGCGUGCUUAGCCCCCGAAAAAGCUAAGCCCCUCCAAGCUCAGAUAUGAAUAGAGCACUGCGGGGUGACGAACCAACCUACAUCACAGACCGACUGACCCGACUCUCACGCGACGUUAUUCAAGGAGUCAAGUUUUUAUAGUGUUAAUUUUCAUAUUGUUCUUUUAACUAAUUUGUAACUACCAGUUCUUAAUAUAUUGUUUGUACCGGAA
Molecule: messenger RNA, 2987 nt
Organism: Papilio polytes (common Mormon)
Lineage: Eukaryota; Metazoa; Arthropoda; Insecta; Lepidoptera; Papilionidae
Exons: 1
Coding region: 165-2660 (831 amino acids)
Molecular function (GO): nucleic acid binding
Source: RefSeq, a predicted model, not a curated record